CAAUGGGGAAGACAGCAGGUCCGAGACAGCAGCUGCUAGUAGACGGAUAACUGCCGGAGUCCCUACGGUCAGCGAGGGAAAAGGAGCCACUUAAAAGCGGCUCAAGCCAGAAAGCAGCUGUCAGAUGCCAUUCUGAGGUGUGCAAGGCUUCUGCAAAGUGAGGUGUGACAGAGAAACCUUCCCUGUCUUCACGGCCGCCCCUGCAGUAGUCAGCAAUGUCUCAGGGGUGCUAUGAAGAACAAAAGGAGCUGUGCGCUGGCGUACCUGAGGACUCUCUUCAGCUGUGUGCAGCUGUGACAGUCAAGGAGGAGGGGAAAAAUGGCGAGCCAGAGGAGGGACAGUUCUGUUUGCCACCACAGCAGAACACAUCAUCCGUGAUGGAGGUGGGAUUCGGGGAAACUGACAUAGAGCCCUCUGACGGAAUGUCAAGUUUCAAGAAGCUCAAAGAGGAAGAUGCUGAAAGCUUUGUUCCAGGGGUUGUGUCAGCUUCCUACCAGCCACACCCAGGGGUUGACCAGGAUCAUUCCCCAGAAGAGGAGCUGCAGGAGUCAGCUUCGUUUUCCUGUGAGCACUGUGAGCGGCGUUUCAGCACCAAGCAGGGCUUAGAGCGGCACACACACAUCCAUGCCACUGCAAACCGCUGCACGUACACAUUCAAAUGUAGGUACUGCAACAAGCCCUUUGGUUCACAGGUUGGCCGUCGACGCCACGAAAGAAGGCAUGAGAAUGCGUCGGUGAAAAAGGCAGGUUUAGUCUCUGUGCCCACAGCCCUGCUUGGUCUGCCGUCUGACAGUUCUGGCCCAGACCCUGCGGCCACUUCGGCAAACCUUGUCAUCAGCGCCUUACCAAAAGGUGUGGAACCUAAAGUAGCCUCUCCAGACCAGAAGCAGGGUGUCACAGCCCUAGAACGACAAGAACCGGCAGUGGCUGAGAACGGCCAGCCAAAAGAACUUCACCCUUGCAAGUACUGCAAGAAAGUGUUUGGCACACAUACCAAUAUGAGGCGGCACCAGCGCAGGAUCCAUGAGCGCCACUUGCUGCCUAAGGGUGUCAGAAGAAACGGCAUUCUCCAAGAAGCGCAACUGCAGAAGCCAUCUCCCCCAGGGCAGUCUCCCAGUGCCAGUCCGCCACCAGUGUAUGUGGUCAGUGGGGAUGCGGAAGAUGAGGUAGCCCAAGAGGAAUACAUGGUUGACAUCUCUAGCAACAUCUCUGAGAAUCUUAGCUUGUACAUUGAUGGGAAAAUCCUGUCCACUAGUGCUGUCAGCAACUGUGAAGUAAUCCAAGUGGACUCUGGCUCUGCCACUUUAUUUGGCCUGGAUGCCUUUAUUAUCAACCCAGAACAAAUCAGUCAGGCUCUCAAAGUAGACACAGCUGCUUGCACAGUGAAAGAGGUUCCCAACCACCCUGUAUCAAAAAGGAGAACAGCAACUCCACCUCUUCUACCCAGCAUCAAAACGGAGCUGGAGUCUGGAUCUUUUUUGUCUUCCCUGUCUUCCACCUCAUCUGCUUCAUCUUCAUCAUCAUCUAUUGUCGGAACUGUCUUAUCUCAACCCAUUGAGACAUUAGCCCUUCAGAAGGAAAAAACAAUUUAUCUCUCUCCUAAACUGAAACAGCUCUUGCAGACACAAGAAAGUCAUAAACCCACUGUGACCAUAAUUACAGAGGGGCACAGACCAGGUCCACCCCCACCCAUCACUGUCUUGUCUUCAGCCUCAGGAAGGUUCAAAAGAAGGACGGCUUCUCCUCCCAGUUCUCCUCAGCACAGCCCUUCUAAUUGCACAAAAUCAGAGGCAGGUGUCUCCCAUGCUGCUAAGGUGCCAAAGCUAGAAAGCCAUUGUACUUCCCCAAGCUGGAGCUUGUCAGGCAAAGAUGACAGGGAUGUUACAAGUCCCUCUGAAACGGACUCCUUUAGAUUGUCAGUUGUGGACUGGCCCUCACUGAGGACUGGGGGAAAUUCCUGCAAUCAGCAGCCUCUGGACCUGUCCAGUGCUGUAAGUAAAAGAGAUGAUGAACUGAACAAGGGUCCUGAAGAAGUUGUGUUGGACUUGAGCAUGAACAGAAAGAGCUCAGCUGACCUUGAAAUGAAGGGAAAUCUGACUACACAGACACUAAUGAAGAAGAAAAAACCAGACACCAGUGUGCUGGAAAAAGUGUUGCUGAAUGAGUAUGACGGUUUAGAGGUGACAGGAGAGAGAAAUUCAGGAGUACUAGGAACCUCAAGUUCUCCAGCAGGGGUGGGUAUUACUACAUCUUCCUUGCCUGAUACCCAGUCUCAUAAUGCUGAGGAACUUCUGCCUGGACAAGUUACUACACCUCUUUCACUUCAUCCACCACCUCCCUCAUUAACGCCUGUUACUAUGCAGCCUCCUUUUUCCAGUGGUCCAGACACUAGGUCUCCAACCCCUCCACCUCCCGUUCUGCCAACCGUUCCUUCUCCACAACUCCUUUCUCAAUUUUCAGAACUUCUGCCACCAUAUUCCCCAACUCAAACAUCUCUCCCAGUUCUUUCCCCCAAAGCUUCCCCCAGACCUCUUGAAAUUACUGAAGGGAAACAUUCACCUUCAUCAGAACAUGACUCCCAUGUUAUGGUGCCAGAUGUAGUAAACUGUGUAAAUUUAUAUCAGUUGUCAGAGCCCUUGAACUCAUCUUCUGAACUUAAGAACAACAUAUUGUUCACAAAUCAGUCUGUUAACCAAACUGGUAACACUUCUUCAGAAUGUGCUUUCAUAGGUGGUUCAUCCUCUGCAGCUUUAAGCAAUUGUAGCAUCACUUCAUUUAACAUUACCCACAGAGCAGUUUUUAUUGAAUGUACACUUUCGAUUGAGUCAUCACCGAAUCUUAUCACUGCUCCAGUGGCCAUUCCUGUAAAUAUUGUGAAAUCACCCAUAAAUAACAUAGCUGUUGAGCAGGAGACAAGGCUUGAAGAGCAGCAGAAGCCUCUUCCUCAGUCUCUUGAACCCCCUGUCCUUUUAGCCUCAUUACCAGAAUCAGUAACUGCUUCGUCCCAGUCUGCUGUCAUAUCUGAAAGGCCAUCCUCUUCAGUGAUGCCCCCACCUUCUGCUCUCUCUCUUACUUCCACUGGAUUUGAAGAUGUACCUGCAUCCAAGGAACCUGAAGAAAAGUCUGCUGAUCCAGCUGGUGUCUCACUUCUAACUACACCUUCUGCCUCUGAUGAUAAAUCUGAAGCAGUGGAGCCCUUACAACAGCAAACAUUCUCCAAGAGCUUUAUGUGCAAUGUAUGCGAGAAACCUUUCUGCUCCAUAAAAGAACUGAGUGGGCAUAUCUUAGAGCAUGCGGAAGGAUGGCCGUUUAAGUGUGAAUUCUGCGUGCUGCUCUUUGAAAAUGCAGAUUCAUUGCUAGAACACCGUUCAUCUCUCCAUGGUGUUGGAAAGAUCUAUAUUUGCUCUACAUGCUCUAAAGAGUUUGCAUUCCUGUGUAAUGUUCAACAGCAUCAGAAGGACCUGCACCCUGGCCAGAACUGUACAUAUACAGAGGUAGAAAAUGGCAAGCUGAGACCUCAGAAUUACAACGGUCCAACCAGACAAAAUACAGACUCCUCUUCUGCCCUUCAGCCUUCUGUUGAAGGUUCAUUGAGUGAAGUUAAAGAAGAAGAAAUUGAUGACUCCACGGAGGAACUCUAUACUAUAAUAAAAAUCAUGGCUUCUGAGGGAGGCAAACCAAAAGGUCCAAAUGUACGCCUCGGAAUCAACCAGCACUACCCCAGCUUUAAACCGCCGCCAUUUCCAUAUCACAAUCGUACACCCGCGGGUUCAGUGGCCUCUGCCACCAACUUCACCACCCAUAACAUUCCACAGACGUUCACCACAGCCAUCCGUUGCACAAAGUGUGGCAAGAGUUUCGAUAACAUGCCUGAGCUGCACAAGCACAUUUUUGUUUGUGCGAAUGCCAGCGACAAGAAGCGGUACACUCCUAAGAAGAACCCGGUCCCUCUGAAACAGUUUGCAAAGACACAGAAUGGAUCCUUCUCACCUGUAGAAGCAGCUGCAGCAUCUAGUACUGGACAAAAUGGAGUCCGACGAAUAGGCCAACCCAAAAAACUCCAUUUUAGCAAGUUUUCUUCAAAGGUGAAAGUGAAUGUGCUUAAGCAAAGGAAAAACCAGCUGGUUCAGAAAGCAAUUUCCCACAAGAAUAAGACUGUUUCCACAAUUAAGAGAAGCUCUGCUCUACCAAAGGAAGAUCAGGAGACUCAUGUGUGCCCACAUUGCAGCAGGGAGUUCACCUACCCGGGAAGUCUCAAAAAGCAUGUGACAGUGAGCUGCCCCAUGAAACCUGUUCCCAAAAAAUCCCGCAAGAGAGGAGGCAUCAGGUUGGCCCUCGCCCACGAUCACAUUGGGAACCUGCGUAGACGAACAGCAGACUCUGAGAUUAAGCAGCAAGGGCGCAACAUCAUGCAGACAACCAUAGGUAAAACCAGGGCUAGAAGCUUUGGCCCAGCAAGCAGCAUUGCGUCUUCCUCGAAGCCUCGAGUGAGUAAAAACAAAAUGGCGACCCGGGCAAACAGACCAGCCUCCUUUCCAGCAGGUUCAGUUCCGUUCAGCAAGAAGAGCAAAACCAUUACAAAGGGAAACGGCUCAGUGCCGCAGCACUCCAGAGCACCUUCUCCAGCACUUCCACCCGUGGCUUCAGCCUCGAAAUUGAAGUCUAUUGCUAAGGAAGUCACAUCUAAGAAUGCGGCCCAUCAGAAUCCUCUCCUUAAGAAGGAGGAACGUGGUCCAGUGUCAAUACGUAUGAGGUCCGGUGGACCAGUCACCCGAAGCCUUCAGCAAGCCAGUGGCAAGAACCCAUCUGAGGUGGCAGGAGAGGCCGAGACCAGUGAAGAUCUGAGAGAAUCUCAGGAUCCUCAGAUAAAAAUGGUGGAAUAGACCUCGCAGGAUGCACAGGGAGAGUAUUUUGAAAGACACUGGAGGAAGCCAGAUGCAGGAGAGUAUCUUCAGGCCAGUGUGAAGUUUCUUUCCUGCCCCUGAGAAACAGUGGGAUCCAGCAAGUUGCUCAACUGUGGCAGCUGGUUAAAUGGAAAGAGAGUGGGGUGAAUUUUGCAUGCUGUGGCAAUAUGUUGGACCUUGAAGGUGAUGCCAUGUUUAAGUUGGGUGGAGCCCUUCCCUGUGCACUUGUUAGAUAACUUUUGAUAUAUUGGAUUUAUACACUAAGGUUAUGCUGAUCUUGAUUUAAUAAUACAUCCCCAGCUUGUUCCUUGACUGAUAUCAAAAAGUCUGAUUUUAAAGAAUACUGAUUUACUGAAAGUUUCCCACAAAUCACACACACCUUGCAUGUUGGUUUGUUUAUUGGUUCAUGUCAUCUGUUCAUGAUCAGUCAUUUGGUUGUUUGCCCAGCUUGUUGGUUAAUGCAUGAGAUGAAUAUGUGGUAUGACUUCAAUGAAUGCUAUUUGUCUAAUCCACAUUUUGUUUUACAUACAAUUUAAUGAGAUAAAUAUUCAUACUUAAGAAAAAGCUCUACAUUAUAUAUAUUUAAUUAAAUGGUCUAGAGAAUGCAUAUAUAUAUACUUACAGAUUCCUGUAUCUGAUAUAAAAGGAGACUGUUUCCUCCUACCCUUUGCAGAGGCUGUGGGAAGUUAAUGAAAUGGGCACCUGACUCGAUUAAUUGUCAUGUCAGUUCUCUGAGUGACAACACUAUUCAUCAAGCUUGAUGCAGUUGCACAUUAUAUGACAUACAUACAUUACAGUAAUUGGUUUCAGGCUGAUUCUUGUAAUUUACCUUAACUCCGUUGUGCAUUAACUUCCCCCAAACCCUUGUUUCUCAGGUUGAAUGGA
This is a messenger RNA of Scleropages formosus (Asian bonytongue), 5789 nucleotides long. RefSeq names its product PR domain containing 2, with ZNF domain a (gene prdm2a). Bases 216 to 4883 code for a protein of 1555 amino acids. The transcript has 4 exons. Gene Ontology annotation, biological process: regulation of transcription by RNA polymerase II. Lineage: Eukaryota; Metazoa; Chordata; Actinopteri; Osteoglossiformes; Osteoglossidae. The record is from RefSeq and is a predicted model, not a curated record. Gene Ontology annotation, molecular function: DNA-binding transcription factor activity; RNA polymerase II cis-regulatory region sequence-specific DNA binding.